UAAGAAGUUCUAAGAAAGUGAUUAAAUCGCGAACGUUGAAGAAAAGUGAAAGCACUUUAACCGAUAGUACGACACAGAAUGGAACGAACGUGGAUUUAAUUCCGAACGAGAAUAUUAUCAGUACUAGCAAUUGUUCAAAUUUAAUUAACAGUGAUUCAUUGUUGAUAGAAACGCAUAACGAUACGGCUGGAAAAAUUCCAGAUGAUCAGAAAAUAAAUACGGCGAAACGAGCGUUGAUUUCGGUUAAAAAUCCGGUGACUAACGAGAUUAGGAAAAUGUUAGUGCCGAUCGAGAGCACAAACACUGGCAGAUUAAACGUGAUUAAAAAUAUCUUGAUACCUGUUUAUGAUAAAGGUGGCAUUAUAUCGAACAUGAAAAAGGUCGUGCUAUCUAUCAAGCAAAAAUCCAAUUUAUAUGAAACGUCAAAGGAAGACAAUAAAAUGUUAAUAAUUGAUAAUAUAAUGCAACAGAUGGGAAAUGUGCAAAAAGAGGACACGUCAACGAUAUCGAUCGAAAACGAAUUGAAAGUAUUAGAAAACAGAGAAUAUCUAGUGGUGCAAGUAGCAUUAAACGAAAGUAGAGUACAAUGUACUGAGUACAUUAAAGAUCAAAGUGGAAUGGAGGAAGACAAACACGCAAAGGAGAUCCUAUUAGACUUUUCGAAGGACGAAAUAGAAGAGAAAAAGCAAGAACAAGACGAGACAGAAUCACAAAAGUUUCCCAUCCUAGAAACCAAAGACGAGACAGAGUCACUAAAAUUUCGCGACCCAGAAACCGAAGACGAAGGGAUGGAUGAAAUUCUAGAAAACCUAGAAAUCAUCUGUCCAGUUUGUCAAAGGGUGUUUAAGAACGUGAUCUGUUUACAAAGACAUAUCCAUAGGUUUCACAAGAUGAUUCAUUCUUGUGACAAAUGUAACAAAUGGUAUCUAUCGAAAUUGUUCCUGGAAAAGCACAAGAUAACUCACGAAGACUGUCAGUAUUUACAAUGUCCUGUGUGCCAUUUAAAAUACAAGCGUGAAGCAGGACUAAAGUAUAAUCGCGUGCACAGCAACGUGGAGUUGAAGUUCAUGUGCGAUCACUGCGAACGUUUUAAAUUGAAGAUCGAUUUGGUUGGUCAUCACGUCUGUAAAAUUUGUGGUAGGAUUGUCAAGAACAUCACGCACCACAAAUGGCAGCACGACAAGGCUGUGAAAAGAAACGCUUUCAAGUAUAGUUGCGAUGUUUGCCGUGAAAAAUUCUCGACUCGUAACCACUUUGACAAUCAUCUGCUUAUGCAUAAGGAUGGUUUCAAGUGCACUUUAUACGACGAAGUUUUCUCUUCGCCGUAUUCUCUUUCUAGUCACAAGAUCAUGAGACAUAGACGUAGCUUGACGUGUACCAUUUGCGAGAGAUCAUUCCCUAGCACGACCAAUUUUUAUCAACACGUGCUCACUCACGAGGGUAUCAGACCUAAUAAAUGCGAUAUUUGUGGGGAAGAUUUCACGCAGAGAUUUAGUGUCUCGAGAUAUCGAAAGACUCAUCCUCCGUUUAGAGAAACCACGUCCAUAGCAGAUAUUGCGAAGAAUAUAUUGAUGAGACUUUCUAACGCUUGAAACGUGAAAUAUCGUAACGUGACUACAUUGUGGGUUUUAUCGUAGAAAAAUAACUUAAGAAAAAUUCGACUACAAGAAGACUUCUGAGAGUACCGAAAUGCUUGUGAAGAAAUAUACACAAGAGACACUGUAUAGAAUCUUGUUCUAUAUGGUAAUUAAUGAUAAAUACGAACCACAAAGAUUAUUACAUUUACGAAUUGAUUUUAUCGCUUCGUUAUAUCGAUGUUUACAGUAAGUCUAUAAUAAGUGUUAUUGAGACUGAUUGUAAUCGAAACGAAUAUUUUAAUAUUGUAUAGAGAACACGACAGAAAGAUUUGUCGACAAGUAUGAAUUUUAGAAGAAAUUAUGAUAGAUGCUUGUAUUUAAAGCAUGCUAUGUUUUAAUGCCCUUUAUUGUUAAUUGCUGUGAGAUGUCACUUUAUUUAAAUAAAGUUAAGCUA
Bombus pascuorum is the source of this 2031-nucleotide messenger RNA. Its product is annotated as zinc finger and BTB domain-containing protein 41-like. Gene Ontology annotation, cellular component: nucleus. The record is from RefSeq and is a predicted model, not a curated record. NCBI's taxonomy places the organism in Eukaryota, Metazoa, Arthropoda, Insecta, Hymenoptera, Apidae.